This is a messenger RNA of Lodderomyces theae, 2274 nucleotides long. RefSeq lists its product as uncharacterized. Bases 1 to 2274 code for a protein of 757 amino acids. The record is from RefSeq and is a predicted model, not a curated record. The transcript has a single exon. Lineage: Eukaryota; Fungi; Ascomycota; Pichiomycetes; Serinales; Debaryomycetaceae.
AUGCCACAACUAGAACAGUCACAAGAUGUUUCUAGUGCAAAUAGGGUUACAACACCAGCAACUGUUGAAUCGAGCAGCUCAGCAAGAGAGCAGUCUCUACCGAAGUCAUAUUCAUCCAAUCAGCCAGUUUCAGCUUCUUUGAACCCCAACCAACUACCAACAUCACCCAUUUCCAUCACUUCAUCUUCAACUUCACUGUCACCUGCAACUAGAAGCAUAUCAAGCUCAAUCACCAACUCACCAACACCUUUCAACCCACUACCGACCCGAUCUAUCAACAUUGCUGCAUUGAACUCCAAAUUACGACAACAACAGACUUCCCCAGUUUCCCACUCCCACUCCCACUCCCAAUCACUACCUCAUCCCCAUCCUCAUCCUCGUGUAAAUACUCAAUUUCCACCGAAUAGCGACCUACCGACAAGUCUGGGGCCGUCUCAAGCUUCCACUCCAGCAACUAUUUCACCGGUACAAUCCAAUUUACCUUCAAGACUGCAGUCACCAGUUGUUCCGCCAUUGCAUGAUUUAGUCAAUGAUUGUUUUCUUUUGACUAUUGACAAAUUACACGAUGAAACACGUACUUUUGUUGCCAAUUCAUUCCACCAGUGUGUUUUGAAGCAACAUUGUGAAGAGAAUUUGGAGUUUUUAAUCGACAUCUACCGUUAUGAAUAUGAAUACAACUUGAAGGUUUUAGCUGCGUCGAAUACUUCUGCCUCAACAAAGAACAUUGCUAGCCCGCCACCAUCUUUGUCAACCUCGCUCAAUUCAAAGGCAAUCUUCAGUGGGAAUAGUCAAGAUGAAUUUACAUCCAUGGCGAAAAUGAAGUUAAAUGCACCUAGUCCUAGUAUAGUGCCAGUCUCACUCGGUGCAAGUACCACAUCGUUAGCCAAGCGCAAUCAAAAGGUGGCAUCAGUGGCGUCGUUUGAAUCACUCAAGAAGAAGCAUUCAAUAAGAACAGAGGAGUUGGAUCCACAAGAAGCGUUUGUAUCAACUAUUGAUGAUUUGGACUUGAAUGCGCCAUGGGGAACAUUUGGAGAUCUGCAUGUUGGUGAGGAUGAGGAAUAUGGUGGCGAUACCGAUGAAGAAAAGGAUGAAGAUGAAGAUGAAGCUGAAGAAGGGGACGCCGCAGAGCAUCUCCCCAAGGAAGAUUUGCAACAAUUGAAUGAACAAUGGGCUGACAUUAUGAACAACUAUAUCAAACAUGAUUCACCAUCACAAAUCAACAUUUCGCAAAAAUUGUUUAAGGAGAUUGUUCAAGAGUCGUCUGUUUGUAAGUUGCAUGAUCCAGCGAUUUUCCUCAAGGCUAGGAAUGAAGUGUUGCAAAUCUUGAAAGAAAACUGUUAUGGUUCGUUCGCUUCCAAGUUCAAGAAGCAGUUUUCUCAGUGUUGCGAUCAAGGCGAUUGCUGUUCUUGUUCAAUAGAGGAGACAAAGACUGCUUUUGCUAAACUGAAUAACAAUAGCAUUUUGACAUUGGAAGGUACAGAGUCCAAUACUACUGGGUGCAAUGAAUAUCGUGAAAUUCCAUCGGCAAGUACAGUUUCGACUACAACAGCCCCUUCACUGACGGUAUCAGAGCCAGACAAGCAAGUGGAGCAGAAGCAAAAGCAAAAGCACCAUCACCAUUUCCACCACUCCCACCACCAUCAUCAUCAUCACCAUAGCGUAAAAUACCCAGAUUCACCAAGCUUAUCAUCUUCGUCAUCACUCGCGGCUUCUUUAUUGGGAAAGUUGUCAUUUUCCAAACGAAAUAGGACAAACAAGUUGCAGCAUCCGCAAUCAAAUGGUAAUGUUGCCAACUCUCCAAUGUAUGGCGAAACGAGUCCACCAUCUUCAGGCUCAUCAUCAACACUGAAUUUCUUUGGACAGGCCGUAUUUGCAAGCAAUGGCGAUGCGUCACCAUCGCCCAGUUCGGUGAGUAGUUCUGUUAGAGGUAUUCCAAUCUCGGCGUCACUGAGAAAACCACAAUUACAAUCGACAUUGCAGCAGUCUCAACAAGGUAGUUCAGCCGAUACGCCUUUGUUAGCACCAGCAGUGGCAUCGGCAUCGGCAUCGGCAUCGGCGUCAACAUCUGCAUCGGCAUCAACAUCGGCAGCGACACCGGCAUCCAACUCAUUGCCUAUUCCUCGGUCUUUUAAUGCAAGCCCCAUUUCUGUGAGUUCCGUCGCUAGUUCAGCACAGCAAGAUCGCGAUCGUGAUGCAACCGUGAAUACAAGUGGAUCGCUGAUGAGCAACGGUGGAUCUUUGGGAUCAUCGUUGAAGUUUUGGAAGAGAAAAUGA